GGAAAAUUCCAAUGAGCCACCGUGGAUUCCCAAACUUUUUAUCCCCUCAGCCACUUCUCUCUCUCUCAUCACUAUCGGAGCUCCUCAGAUAUUAAGAUGAGCGCAGACACGGUGGAUCAGUCGGACGCUUCGGCCGAGCACGCAGAUCCGAGAGGAAUCGACUUCAACCGACAUAUAAAGACAGAGGACAUCAACGACUCGGCUCACUCAGCCGCCGCACUGAAGACAUGUCACCUGACACAGAGCGCCGCGUUGCCUGGGGGUCAGAUGUCAGGGGAUCUCACUUCUCUCCACCCGAUGCAGCAGCUGGUCCUGAUGCCGACGUCUCACCUGCCCUCCACGCCCCCCUUCCUGAUCUCACAGAAUCACACCGGCCACCAAAGUCUUCUGCAGCAGAACAUGUUGUCCCUCCCUGGUCAGAGUCAGAGCGGACUCCUGCCUCACCAGCCGGGUCUGGCCCUCACCCCUCAGGCCAUGAGCCGCACGGGUCUGGGCGGGCCAACCAUGGAGAACCACAUGGACAUGUCGCACCUGCAGAUGCCCAAGCACAUGGCCGUGCCGCCGCAGGACGAGCCCAGCGACCUGGAGGAGCUGGAGCAGUUCGCCAAAGCCUUUAAACAGCGGCGCAUCAAGCUGGGCUUCACUCAGGGCGACGUGGGACUGGCCAUGGGGAAGCUGUACGGCAACGACUUCAGCCAGACCACCAUCUCUCGCUUCGAGGCUCUGAACCUCAGCUUCAAGAACAUGUGCAAGCUCAAACCUCUGCUGGAGAAGUGGCUCAGCGACGCAGAAAACUCGCCCUCCGACGGCAUGAGCAACCCCACGUCCCUGCCGCCGCUCAUGGAGGGCUACGGACGCAAGCGGAAAAAGAGAACCAGCAUCGAGACGAACAUCAAGCUGACCCUGGAGAAGCGCUUCCUGGAUAACCCGAAGCCCAACUCGGAGGAGAUCACGCUGAUCUCAGAGCAGCUCUCCAUGGAGAAGGAGGUGGUCCGGGUCUGGUUCUGCAACCGGCGUCAGAAGGAGAAGAGGAUCUACUGCCCGGUGACCAGUCUCCCGGUCAAGUCGCAGAGCUACAACUCCAGAAUGUUUGUCUCCUUCCAGGCGUCGGCGUCCAGGUCCUACAGCCCGCUGACCUCGGGUGGAGUUUCUUCCAACUCGUCUCCGAACAGCGUGAGCCGCGAGGCGUCUCCCAACGGCCUGUCGGCGGUGUCCGCUUCUCUAUCGUCUCAGAUGAACCCCGUGUCCUACAGCACGCCCGGGUCCUGGUACCGGUCCUGGAACCACGCAGCGUAUCACCACUGAGCCUCAGGGACUGAAGCCUUUGGAACUCUCCACAGCAGCGUCUGUCUGCUCGCACCUCCACCUGUCUGUACAGACUCUCGGCUGUUCUGUCAACACAGACGCUCCACUCUUCAGUUAAAGUAACUUCUAUUUAUUUUUGGGCUUUUGGAGAACGCACACCGCCGCCUGGUGGCCAGGUGGUGGAAGUAGUCGCUCGAGUUCCUGGAGGCCCAACACUUAAUCGCUUCACAAGUGCGUCGUCUUUAGUGCUGGAUCUUCACCUGGGGGUCCACGAAUGCACUUGUGCCUUUCACACAGCGACCAAAGCGUGUCAACAGUAAAAGAAAGCGAAAAGCUCUGCGGUUAGAAAUAGUUGAAAUCUCAGCAGAAACAAAGAAGUUGCUGGUCAGAGAAGCAAAACUCAGUUGGGACGUCUUUAGAACUGGACUGAACAAGAUUUGUUUUUCAUUCAAACGUUCAAAUCUGAUCUAAUCUGAUGAGAGAAAAAAGCUAUUUUUGGUUUUGUUUUAUCGUCGCAUUUGUUUAUAAUCUACAUCAAGAAACAAAAGAACGUCCGGAGUCAGGUGACGAAGCUCCGGUGACUAUUUUGAAGACAUUUUUUUUUACUUCCUCUAAGUAUGAAGGCAAUGUUUUUUUUUUUUUGUUUGUUUGUUUUUCUCUUCUGAAACGUAUUUAAUCGUGUAUAUACUGAAAUAUUUAAAACAGAAACGUUCUGGUCCUUAAAUACAAUCACGCGGAGCUUUGAAGGCAUUUUCCAAAUCUUUAAUAAAA
Synchiropus splendidus (mandarinfish) is the source of this 2076-nucleotide messenger RNA. It is a transcript of the gene pou2f3, whose product is annotated as POU class 2 homeobox 3. The transcript is spliced from 13 exons. NCBI's taxonomy places the organism in Eukaryota, Metazoa, Chordata, Actinopteri, Syngnathiformes, Callionymidae. The record is from RefSeq and is a predicted model, not a curated record. Bases 97 to 1305 code for a protein of 402 amino acids. Gene Ontology annotation, molecular function: RNA polymerase II cis-regulatory region sequence-specific DNA binding; DNA-binding transcription factor activity, RNA polymerase II-specific. Gene Ontology annotation, cellular component: nucleus. Gene Ontology annotation, biological process: regulation of transcription by RNA polymerase II.